This is a messenger RNA of Sungouiella intermedia, 2022 nucleotides long. Lineage: Eukaryota; Fungi; Ascomycota; Pichiomycetes; Serinales; Metschnikowiaceae. The record is from the annotation of a GenBank genome assembly.
AUGGCCAACCAUCAGUUGCCCGUAAAUGAUCAGUACGAGAAGAUGUUCCCAAAUGGCCAGGGAAAGAUGACCAGGGUGUUGGAUUUCAGCCAGGAGGAAAUGGAUCAGUUUUUCCAACUGACUGGCAUAUUCAGCUCGCUGCCAUUCGCAGUCGAGCCCAUAGAGGGAACUGGGCACAUCACAAAUUCCACCGUUGAAGAGCAUCCAGGGGACGAUUGGAAAUUGAAAUCACCGAUUGCUUCUACCUCUGGUGGUGAGUCUCUACCGGAAUAUCUGAAGCCUGUCUCUCUGGAAACUUUGCCUGGUAUAAACUCUCUAGCAUCUGAGUUCCAGUACCACGAUACUGUGAACUAUGUUCGAGGCACAACUCAAGAUUUCGUAAGUCAAGAUGCAAAUAUUCAAGAGUUCAAUACUCAUGGGAUGAAUACUAAUAAAUUCACCCUAUUCAACUCCAGCGACACAACCCUUUACUCUGCGAAUAUCUCGCUGAGUCAGGUUCACCUCUCGGAGGAAGUUGAUUUACUAGGGCUUUCACCCGACCUGCCAGGUCUUCAAACUCCUAGAUUUUCCCAGCCUUUUUCGUAUGCUAAUAAAAUGUUUCUGGAGCCAAGAGAGCAGCAAGUACCAGGGUAUGAUCUUAAAGGCUUCAAUUUAGGCACUUUGACCAAAGAACGAGAGAGUGAAGUACCAUUGUCCAAAGUUGCAUGUUAUGGAAACAAUCUUCAAACCUCUGACAUAAAAAGCCAUGAUAUUCAGUUGCAAACUCAAACACGAUACAGUCAAGUUCCAGAGAUCUCAAUACUGGACAGCUCCCGAGACUUGAGAAAUGAAAGCGAUAUCGUCAUCGGUGAUGAUAGUGGGCAAUGGGAUUGGUCGCUCAGAAGUAAGCUUCCACCUAUAUCUGACAACUUCAAUGGAACCACGAUGUUUCACGAACACACAGGUUUACCCAUUUCCAGGAUUCUUCCUCCACUUGAAGCUCAUUCAGUCCAUGGUCAUCAAAGCGAGGUUGCUCAAUCUAUUGAGUUUUCAGAGCACCAAACAGAUUCCUCUUCAAUUCACUUUAACCAAAUCGAGAGAAUUACAGGCAUUCAUGAUGAGAGAUAUCAAGAAUCUGAGAACGCUCAAGAAACUUAUUCAACGACAUCAGAAGGACUCCCAUCGUUAGAGUCUCAGAUAUCGCAACAAAUGACGACUUCCACAAGAAAAGGAGAUAAAUUAGCCAAACCUAUCCACUCCAAAUUUCAAUCUCACAGCUUUGUUACCCUUUCCAUGUCAUCUGUACAAUGUCUUGGGGUCAUCUUAGAAUACCAUGGAUAUAAAGGGAAAAUAUACAAAACUGUCAUCAAUAUGAACAUUGCCAAUGUUGCCAGUGUUCCUCAUGACCCACAGGAGAGAAAAAAGUUGGCUGCAUGUAUUUUCAACGCAUGUUGUACUCCAAAAGCUAUUGUUGAAGGUCAAACUCCAAACGGACCUCCGGGUAUGUCAUUUUCGGUGGUUAGUGGUGCUUUACAGAGACAGAUUUACUUCCGAGAGAUCGACGAGCUCACCGAUUCUGUGUCGUUCAUCACGUACGAAAGGCUGCCCAAAUUUGAUAUCAAUAAUCCAUACGAGCCUCAAUAUUAUCGAUAUGAAUUAAGUCAGGACGGAAAGCAGAUACCUGAAUCAAAAUGUGGGUUAUGUGCCUUCUGUCCUUUAGUGAAGUUCAAGCCAUUCAAAAAUUCCAGUUACUUAUCACAUUUGACUUUGGAGCACGGUGUCUUUGCCAACGGAUUCUUAAUUCCUGAAGCACUCUAUUAUGGCGAUUACCAGUUCAUUCGAUCUAGACAAGAUAGGAAGUUUAGAAAGGCCGUGCAGUGCCCUGCUUGCUUAGAAGUAGUGGAGCUUUCAUGCUGGAAAAACAAAAGCAACCCCCUUUUGAGCUACUUCCGACAUUUUAAGAAGAAGCAUCAAAAAUUGGUGCGCUCAUUUGUCAGAAGCACCAUUGAUCCUGUUGAAGUUCGAAACAAGAGUUUUGGGUAA